This is a messenger RNA of Fusarium vanettenii 77-13-4, 1575 nucleotides long. RefSeq lists its product as uncharacterized. Gene Ontology annotation, biological process: amino acid transmembrane transport. Lineage: Eukaryota; Fungi; Ascomycota; Sordariomycetes; Hypocreales; Nectriaceae. The transcript is spliced from 8 exons. Gene Ontology annotation, cellular component: membrane. The coding region runs from base 1 to 1575 and encodes 524 amino acids. Gene Ontology annotation, molecular function: amino acid transmembrane transporter activity. The record is from RefSeq and is a predicted model, not a curated record.
AUGUGUGCAGAAAGCUCUGAAGUUGUAAACACUGGCGGGCUGAAGCGUGACUUGGGCUCUCGCCACAUCAACAUGAUUGCCUUGGCGGGUAUGAUUGGAACUGGGCUUUUCCUUGGCUCAGGCCGAGUCAUCGCUACAGCCGGACCUGUUGGUGCACUACUCGCCUAUACCAUCAUGGGCUUUGUUACCGCCGGCGUUGCGUACACCACCGGAGAGAUCACGGCCUUCAUGCCCGAGACUGGUGGCUUCAUUAGACAUGCCACCGCUUUCGUCGAACCGGCUUUGGGUGCGGCAACUGGAUGGAACUUCUGGUAUACGAUGGCGAUUACUAUCCCCGCCGAAAUCAGCGCUGCUGCGACCGUCAUACAGUUUUGGAAUACUUCAGUCAACCCGGGCGUUUGGAUCACCGUCUUUCUCGUCUUCAUCAUCGCCCUUAACCUACUCGGAGUGCGGCUUUACGGAGAGUCCGAGGUUUUCUUUGCCGCCCUCAAGAUCAUGCUUAUCAUAGGCCUCAUCAUCGGCGGUCUGGUCAUCGAUCUCGGAGGCGCUCCUCAUGGAGAACGAAUCGGAUUCCGAUAUUGGAUCAAUCCAGGUGUUUUCAACGCUUACAUCAAAACUGGCGCUGCUGGUCACUUCCUUGCCUUCUGGAAGUCGAUGCUUCCCGCAGCUUUCAGUUUUGGAAACAUACAGAUCGUCGCUAUUUCUGGGUCAGAAACACAAGAUCCGAGAAAGAUGAUCCCGUCUGCGACAAAGAAGACGUUUUAUAGAAUCUUCUUCUUUUACUUUUGCAGUAUCUUCAUCGUCGGGUUGAUCGUACCAUUCAAUGACCCGGCUCUGCAAAUCUCUACCGGUACAGCCCAACAGUCACCAUUCGUCAUUGCCUUUCAGCGAUCUGGAGUUUCUACAGUGCCGUCCAUCAUUAACGCCGUCGUCUGUACAUCAGCCAUCAGCAGUGGCUCGGCAUGUAUCUUCAUCGCCUCACGUACCCUCUUCGGUUUGAGCUGCGAUGGGCAUGCACCUCGGUUCUUCCAGCGUUGCAACCGUUUUGGGACUCCUUACUUCGCCAUUGCUUUCAGCUGCAUCUUGUCGCCUUUGGUAUACUUGACAGUCACAAACAACACGUCUGAGGUGUUCAACUGGUUUGUCAACAUCACGACGGUGGCUGGUUUGAUCGGCUGGGCGGUUAUACAAGUCACAUACCUUCGAUUCCACGCAGGCUUGAAGGCCCAGGGGUACUCACGUGAAGACCUCCCGUACAAGAGUCCCUUGCAACCAUACAUGUCGUGGGCAACGCUCUUUAUGGUCUGCCUAGUCAUUUUGUUCGCAGGCUUUGACGUUUUCGUCAAGGGUCAUUUUACCGCCGAAGGGUUCAUCACCUGCUACAUCAACAUUGCCAUUUUUGCCGUGCUAUAUCUGAUAUUUAAGAUUCGGCUGAGGUCCAAGGUCUUGAAGCCUUCUGAAAUGGAUCUUCAACGACAGUUCCUUCUAAUUCAUGAAGAGAAGCAGAAUACACCGGAACCUAGCCAGUCUAGUAGAGGGAUUGGAGCUGGAAUUCGACGUCGCUUGAAUCUAUAG